CGAUGGUAUCACAGUGAAACUGCUACGCUGGAGCACAUGGCCACCUAGAAAGAUAUUGCAGUCCAAUGGAUGGAAUCUUACCAGCCAGGUCCUGAAGAACUAGCAGGUGAUGACCUGUCAGACUACAGAGGGUUUUUUAUCGCAUCCAGACUGGAAUUAGCCCAAAGAUAUUACUUAGGGUGGACAAUGAACAACACUGCUAGGUGCCAUGAUGAUCACACCCUGGAUAAGUAUUUGUUUCCAUUUGUGUACAGCACUGUAAUGGUCAUCAGUAUUCCCAUCAACUGCAUAUUCCUCUGUGCAUCUUGUGUUCAAAUGAGGAAGAGGAAUGAGUUAGCAGUCUACCUCUUCAGCCUUUCGCUGGCUGACCUCUUGUACUCUCUGAUCCUGCCUCUGUGGAUUGAUUAUGCCUGGCAUGGAGAUAACUGGAGGCUCUCUGCCUUACUUUGUCAGAUUUCUGCCUUCCUUAUGUAUAUGAAUUUCUACACCAGCACUGUGUUGCUUGCUUGCAUCUCUGUCAACAGAUACCUGGCAUUAGUUCACCCUUUGAAGCUCCAGCAUUUGCGCACAAGAAGAUUUUCCUUGAUUGUCAGCAUAACUGUUUGGCUUUUUGAAACCAUCUUGAAUUCAGUCAUCUUAGUAAACAAAGAAACAUUCAGUGAUCCUUGCAAUUCCACUAACCACACAUUAUGUUAUGAUAAAUAUCCCCUGGAACGGUGGCAGGCACAACUAAAUAUAUUCCGGAUAUGCUUGGGUUACCUGGUCCCUUUGAUAAUCAUUGUGUUCUGCUACUAUAGAAUCUACCAAGUGGUGAGGUGUAAUCAAGCCACAGUAGAUGAAGAAAAAAAGAAAAUCAGGAAACUAAUACUGAACAUCACAGUCACUUUUAUUGUUUGCUUCACUCCUUAUCAUGUGGUACUGCUUAUUCGCAGCAUCAAAGAACCUUACACCACUAACCCGCAGUUUGUCCAGCUGAUGUAUAAGAUUUACAGAAUAACCCAGGCCUUAACAAGUUUGAAUUGCAUUGCUGAUCCUAUUCUUUACUGUUUUGUGAGUGAAACUGCAAGAACAGACAUUCUGAAUUUGCUCAGGUGUUGCCUGUAUUUACAAAAGCGUGAGGGAAACCAAGCAAAAGCCAAUGCUCUGUGUAGCUGUGCUGUGAAGAGGAGUGCACUGAUCAUGAGCAGAACUUCCUGUGAGACUCUCUCAAAAAUUUCCGAGAGAGUAUAGUCAAAGCAACAUUUGAUAAGAUAAAGGGAAAAGAAAGAAAAAUUCUUCCACAGCCUGUACCUAAGAAAUACCCCCAAAAUUAGACACUCGUCUAAGUGAAAUUAGUAGUGUUGGGGAAUAAAGAGCAGUCUUUUAUUGGUCUUCCCUACAAAUAGCACAAAGAGUGCAUCAUCUGGAAGGUGAAAGAGAGUCUAGACUUCUGAGUUCUCUGGAGCUAAUAAUGACUUAUUAUAGGGUCAAUGAAAUCAAUGAAGCAUGAAAACAUAUCUUUAAAUCAGGCAUGGUACGUAAAUGAAUGUCAAUAAACAAACUCACAGUCAAGAAACGUGAACAUGACAUA
This is a messenger RNA of Struthio camelus australis, 1570 nucleotides long. RefSeq names its product G protein-coupled receptor 65 (gene GPR65). Gene Ontology annotation, molecular function: G protein-coupled receptor activity. Gene Ontology annotation, biological process: G protein-coupled receptor signaling pathway. Lineage: Eukaryota; Metazoa; Chordata; Aves; Struthioniformes; Struthionidae. The record is from RefSeq and is a predicted model, not a curated record. Gene Ontology annotation, cellular component: membrane.